This is a messenger RNA of Dioscorea cayenensis subsp. rotundata (Guinea yam), 2479 nucleotides long. Its product is annotated as translation factor GUF1 homolog, chloroplastic. NCBI's taxonomy places the organism in Eukaryota, Viridiplantae, Streptophyta, Magnoliopsida, Dioscoreales, Dioscoreaceae. The transcript is spliced from 22 exons. The record is from RefSeq and is a predicted model, not a curated record. Bases 123 to 2195 code for a protein of 690 amino acids. Gene Ontology annotation, biological process: positive regulation of translation. Gene Ontology annotation, molecular function: ribosome binding; GTPase activity; GTP binding.
GGCACCAUUGUAAUUAUCAAUUACUAGUGUCCCGAACACUGGUGAACAUCUUCACCGUGCGGAUUGGAUAAGCGCCGCUUCCUGCAAACCACCGUUCCAUUGAUAUCGAUUUCUAGUCUAAAAUGGCGACUAGCACCUCCAUUCUUCUGAGCUGUGUACCCAUGGCGGUCUGUCGUUGCGGAACCACCCACUAUUGGGCACAAAGGCCAUCAAUUCCCAGUAGCAACCUCGCCUCCAUGCCCGCUCCUCUUCGGGCCCCCUUGAGGAUGUCCUCUCAUUCUUGCCGUUUCCAGAGACUGAGAGUUUUCUGCAGAGCUGCAGGAACAGCAUCCAAAGGUUUAUCUGAUUCAGAAACUUCAUUGGAUGCCGGUCAAGAUAGACUUCAGAAGGUUCCUAUAUCAAACAUAAGAAACUUUUGUAUCAUUGCGCACAUUGAUCAUGGGAAGUCAACCUUAGCGGAUAAGUUAUUGCAAUUGACUGGUACUGUACAUAAGAGGGAGAUGAAGGAACAAUUUCUUGAUAAUAUGGAUCUAGAAAGAGAAAGAGGUAUCACAAUUAAACUGCAGGCAGCUCGGAUGCGAUAUGUAUUGGAUGGGGAGCCGUUCUGCCUCAAUCUGAUUGAUACUCCUGGGCAUGUUGACUUCUCGUAUGAGGUCUCCCGUUCUCUUGCUGCUUGCGAAGGUGCUCUUCUAGUUGUAGAUGCUUCUCAGGGUGUGGAAGCUCAGACGUUGGCAAAUGUUUAUCUGGCUCUGGAAAAUAACCUAGAAAUAAUCCCUGUUCUAAAUAAAAUAGAUUUGCCAGGUGCUGAACCAGAUCGUGUUUGCCAAGAGAUUGAGGAGAUUAUUGGGUUAGAUUGUAGUGAAGCAAUACGCUGUUCUGCUAAGGAAGGAAUAGGUAUAGCAGAGAUUCUGAGUGCCAUUAUUAAAAAGAUUCCUCCCCCAAAGGAUACUGCUAGGAAUCCCUUAAGGGCGCUUAUAUUUGAUAGUUAUUAUGAUCCGUAUCGAGGUGUCAUUGUUUAUUUUCGUGUGAUUGAUGGAACCAUAAAGAAAGGUGACAGAAUCUAUUUCAUGGCCAGUGGGACGGAUCAUAUUGCUGAUGAAAUUGGUGUCUUGUCACCCAAUCAACUGGAAGUUGAUGAAUUAUUUGCUGGUGAGGUUGGUUACCUUUCUGCAUCAAUAAAAUCAGUUGCAGAUGCCAGGGUUGGUGACACAAUCACUCAUUUUGGAAAGCAAGCUGAGAGCGCCUUGCCGGGAUACGAGGAAGCCACUCCAAUGGUGUUCUGUGGUCUAUUUCCUGUUGAUGCUGACCAGUUUCCUGAGUUGCGUGAUGCUCUAGAAAAGCUUCAACUCAAUGAUGCAGCUUUAAAGUUUGAACCUGAGACUUCAAGCGCCAUGGGAUUUGGUUUUCGAUGUGGAUUUUUAGGCCUUCUACAUAUGGAAAUUGUUCAGGAAAGGCUUGAGAGGGAGUAUGAUUUGACUCUGAUAACAACUGCUCCAAGUGUUGUCUAUCGGGUUCAUUGUGCAAAUGGUGAAAUUGUAGAGUGCUCAAAUCCGUCUUCACUUCCAGAACCUGGAAAAAGAAGGUUCAUCGAGGAACCAUUUGUUAAGAUUGAAAUGCUUUCCCCAAAGGAGUACAUUGGCCCUCUUAUGGAGCUUGGUCAGGAGAGAAGAGGCGUAUUUAAAGAAAUGAACUAUAUAACUGAAAAUAGAGCCUCAAUCAUCUAUGAGUUGCCAUUGGCGGAGAUGGUCGGGGAUUUCUUUGAUCAGCUGAAGUCUAGAAGCAAGGGCUACGCGAGCAUGGAAUAUUCUUUUGUUGGUUACAGUGAAAGUGAUCUGGUAAAGCUGGACAUUCAGAUCAAUGGUGAGCCUGUAGAACCGCUAGCAACGAUUGUACACAAGGAUAAGGCAUACGCUGUAGGCAGGGCACUAACUCAGAAAUUGAAGGAGCUUAUACCUCGUCAAAUGUUUAAAGUACCAAUUCAAGCAUGCAUCGGUGCGAAGGUGAUUGCAAGUGAAUCUUUGUCAGCAAUUAGAAAGGACGUCCUGGCAAAAUGCUAUGGUGGUGAUAUUACACGAAAAAAGAAGUUGCUAAGAAAGCAGGCUGAGGGAAAGAAAAGGAUGAAAGCCAUUGGCAGGGUUGAAGUUCCACAAGAAGCUUUCAUGGCUGUCCUGAGAUUGGAAAAGGAGGUAAUUUGAUAAUUGGCAUAUCCAAUUCUGAUCGAAGAACUACAUUGUGGAUCUCUCAACCGGUAUCUUCUCAGCCUAUAUUUGGGACCUAGAAUUGAUUAAAUGGCGCCCAUCUCAUGGUCAGUAUUCCUCAAUGCUUGAUCCUAGAGUAUUGGUACAUCUCUAGUUACCUGUUUUGGACCAGUCCAAACAUGAUUGGUUCUCACAAAUAUGAUUUUACUUAGUCUUUUAUCCACAAAUAUGUAUUAUAUAAACAAAAUUUAUCAAAAAUGACUAAAACUUGUGGGUUUCAA